Arabis nemorensis is the source of this 288-nucleotide messenger RNA. The record is from the annotation of a GenBank genome assembly. Lineage: Eukaryota; Viridiplantae; Streptophyta; Magnoliopsida; Brassicales; Brassicaceae.
AUGCAACUCAAACAUUGGUGCCGUAGAUUACUUCCUCAAGGACUUCCAUGUUUGGAUGAGAAGACAAAGCCUAGAAUCUGCAGUUUACCAACCAAGGGAAUUCUUAUUGUGGGUGAGAGAGGAACGGGGAAAACGUCAUUGGAGCUCGCUAUUGCAUCCGAAGCAAGAGUGCCUAUUGUCAAUGUUGAAGCUCAAGAGUUGGAGGCUGGACUAUGGGUUGGUCAAAGUGCAGCAAAUGUCAGGGAACUAUUUCAAACUGCAAGAGACUUGGUUAGAAAGACAAGAUGA